AUGACGUUCAGGUCAGAUUGGAUGGAGAAUGUGAGGGAGUCGAGUGAGGAUUAUAUACUGCAAGGUAACAGUGGGAAGUUACCAGUGACAGGAGAGGGUGACGUGGUGCUGCAGAGUCCGUAUGGAGAGGUGAAACUGGAGAGUGUGCUGCUGGUUGAGGAUUUAAAGUGGGAGAAGUAUGCCGAUGGCUACUUCAGUGACGGGUUCUAUGAGAUGAACUUGGUCGCGAUGAAUGAUAUGGAUGAGAUCUAUGAGGACCAUGAGUAUGGUGAGAUGGGAGAAUUCGAGGAGUUAUCGGUUGAGGAUGAUGAGAGUGAGGACUCGGAUGAUACGGCAGCGAGUGUGGAGGCAGCAGUGAAGCUGAAAGAGGAGAUAGUCGCCAUGGAGGCAGCAGCAGUGAAUGGUGGAGAUGGAGUUGGUGUCAACACUUUUGCAGCAGCGAUCGUGGUUGAAGAUGAAGCAGUAAAUGCGAAGUAUAUGGGAGUUGAAGCUGUGAAAGGGGACAUCCUGGUGAAGGGAUCAAAGGUGAAAGCAACUGCAAAGGGGCGAGUGCUUACGAAGGAGGAACACGUUGAGGGGUACGAGACCCGGGAGGUGCUGGGUUUUAAGAUGCAGAGGAGAAGCGAUAGGCAGAAGAAAAUAUCUCAAGGUUUGGACGUCAAAGCGCUCAACUUCAAGACACGUAAGCAGAGGUUCGAGGUGCAGGAGCUGCAGGGGAGCGUGAAGGCAACUUAG
This is a messenger RNA of Closterium sp. Naga37s-1, 735 nucleotides long. Lineage: Eukaryota; Viridiplantae; Streptophyta; Zygnematophyceae; Desmidiales; Closteriaceae. The record is from the annotation of a GenBank genome assembly.